AUGAACGACUCGAUCGACCUCGACCUGUUCGACGUGAACGGCUCGUUCCCGCUCAACUGCACGUACCUGAACGCCGUCGACCGCGAGAUGGAGCGCAACUGCAGCCUGGGCCUGUUCACGGGCGACAGCUCCUCCAUCCACAUGGUGACCAACAUCAUCAUGCAGGCCUGCUACGCCGUCGCCUUCCUGGUGGGGCUCUGCGGCAACACGCUCGUCAUCUACGUGGUGACGCGCUUCUCCAAGAUGCAGACGGUGACCAACCUGUACAUCGUGAACCUGGCCAUCGCCGACGAGCUGUUCGUGGUGGGCAUCCCGUUCCUCAUGAUGACGUCCGCCAUGGGCUACUGGGCCUUCGGCUCCAUCAUGUGCAAGCUGUACAUGAUCACGACGUCGCUCAACCAGUUCACCAGCUCGCUCUUCCUCACCAUCAUGAGCGCCGAUCGCUACAUCGCCGUCUGCCACCCCAUCAGCUCCAAUAAGUUCCGCACGCCCAUGAUCUCCAAGCUGGUGUCGCUGACGGCGUGGACCAUCUCGGCGCUCAUGAUCGUGCCGGUGUUCAUGUACUCGAACACGCUCAAGGUCAACGACCUGAUCAACUGCAACAUCUUCUGGCCCGACGGCUUCGGCGUGAGCGGCCAGUUCGUGUUCACGCUGUACUCGUUCAUCCUGGCCUUCGGCAUCCCGCUCGUGCUCAUCUUCAUCUUCUACAGCCUGGUGCUGCACAAGCUCAAGACGGUGGGGCCGAAGGCGAAGUCCAAGGAGAAGAAGAAGAGCCACCGCAAGGUCACCAAGAUGGUGCUCACCGUCAUCACUGUCUACGUGAUGUGCUGGCUGCCCUACUGGGUGCUGCAGCUGGCGCUCAUCUUCAGCCCGCCGCGCGAGGGCCAGAGCUCCUUCAUGAUCGUCCUGUUCCUCAUCUCCUCGUGCCUCUCCUACAUCAACUCCGCCAUCAACCCCAUCCUGUACGCCUUCCUCAGCGACAACUUCAAGAAGAGCUUCAUGAAGGCGUGCAUCUGCGCCGCCCGCAAGGACGUCAACAGCGCCCUCACCGUCGAGAACUCGGUGUUCCCGCGGCGGAGGGGCGGCUCCUCCAACCCUCGCGGCGGGGGGGGCAAGGGCGGCCACGAACUCGAGUCCAACGACGCCUUCACGACCCACGACAUCAGGGACGAGCCCACGACCGCCAUCACCAUGACGACCACGCGAUCCUCCGCCAGCCAGGUCGCCAAGGAGAACGGCGCCCUCGUCAACUCGCAGUUCUGA
Messenger RNA from Penaeus indicus, 1263 nucleotides. RefSeq names its product somatostatin receptor type 2-like. Gene Ontology annotation, molecular function: peptide binding; somatostatin receptor activity. Bases 1 to 1263 code for a protein of 420 amino acids. The transcript has a single exon. The record is from RefSeq and is a predicted model, not a curated record. Gene Ontology annotation, cellular component: plasma membrane; neuron projection. NCBI's taxonomy places the organism in Eukaryota, Metazoa, Arthropoda, Malacostraca, Decapoda, Penaeidae. Gene Ontology annotation, biological process: G protein-coupled receptor signaling pathway.